UCAAACCUCGAGAGAUCGAGAGAGAGAGAGAGAGAGAGCUAAGCUUCAAUGGCGAUCUCUCUCUCCUCUUCGAUCCCAUCGAAACGAUAAAUCCCAAGCUCCAUUGAUCCUCGAGGAGCUCACUGGAGAAGCCUUACUUGCCAUGCGACGCUGGAACGUGGCGGUGAUCUCCCUCGAGAACGAGGUAACCCUAGAAUUUGGCGGAAGUCUGAGUUUUUCUUGGUCUUUUACAUCGGUUUGCAACGAUGCAUCCAGAGCAUCAUAGUCCGUCCACGCGGGGCCUUCUAUGCAACGCUGCUUCCGGCGCUGCUGCUGGUGUGAUUGCGGCUACGUUUGUGUGCCCUUUGGAUGUGAUCAAGACCCGGUUUCAAGUUCAUGGGCUGCCGAAGCUUGGUAGUGGCAGCUUGAAAGGUAGUCUUAUAGUUGGGAGUUUGGAGCAAAUAGUCCAAAGGGAAGGUGUCCGUGGCAUGUACCGUGGUCUUUCACCCACUGUUUUGGCAUUACUUCCAAAUUGGGCAGUUUACUUUACUGUAUAUGAGCAACUGAAAAGCGUGCUUUAUUCGAAUGAUAGCAAUGAGCUUUCUGUAGGUGCAAACAUGAUAGCUGCAGCCGGGGCAGGAGCAGCAACAACAAUUGCCACUAAUCCACUGUGGGUCGUCAAGACAAGAUUUCAGACUCAAGGACUGAGGGUGGGUGUUGUGCCAUAUAGAAGCACUUUCUCUGCAUUGAGAAGAAUAGCCCAUGAAGAAGGAAUCCGUGGUCUUUACAGUGGUCUUGUGCCUGCAUUGGCAGGGAUUAGUCAUGUUGCCAUCCAGUUUCCAGCCUAUGAAAAGAUCAAAGCUUACUUAGCAGCCCAAGACAAUAGAACUGUGGAUUCUCUUAGUGCUGCUGAUGUUGCUCUAGCUUCAUCAAUCUCUAAAAUAGCAGCAUCAACCAUGACUUACCCUCAUGAGGUUGUUCGAUCGAGGCUUCAAGAACAGGGAUUUCAUUCAGAAGUCCGAUACGAAGGUGUUGUCGAUUGUGUAAAGAAAGUGUUCCAAAAAGAGGGCCUUGCUGGUUUUUAUCGUGGUUGCGCAACAAACCUGAUCCGCACCACUCCGGCCGCUGUGAUUACAUUCACUAGCUUUGAAAUGAUCCAUAGAUUUCUAAUUAAUCUAUUCCCCGAACCACAUCCUCAUCCAAUAUAAAUCCGGGUUAACACAUCAAAAAACAUUUCGAUUAGCAUAUUUAGUUGAUUAUUUUAUAUCAGUUACAGCGCCGCCAAUAUUUAUCGUUGCUGCGAUACCAACUUGACUUCUUUCACUUGCUAGUAGUUUGAAGUACUUUGCGCGAUGAUUUGGUUUAUGCUGAUGGGCAUUUCAGGAGUGGAACAGGCUAAAACAUCGGCAAAGAUAAUGAUGAAAAAGAAAUUAUCAUCACAUUAUUUGUUAUUGUAAGAUAUUGUUCCAGGAAAUUCAUUAAUUUUAUGUUCUGUGUUAGUAUUUAUUUGUGUUUUUCAAUUAUGUAAUGAACUCAGUUAAUCACCAGAUGAAUAUGAUUGACAUAUUUAGAUC
Dioscorea cayenensis subsp. rotundata (Guinea yam) is the source of this 1553-nucleotide messenger RNA. RefSeq names its product nicotinamide adenine dinucleotide transporter 1, chloroplastic-like. Bases 246 to 1187 code for a protein of 313 amino acids. NCBI's taxonomy places the organism in Eukaryota, Viridiplantae, Streptophyta, Magnoliopsida, Dioscoreales, Dioscoreaceae. Gene Ontology annotation, molecular function: NAD transmembrane transporter activity. The record is from RefSeq and is a predicted model, not a curated record. Gene Ontology annotation, biological process: NAD transmembrane transport. The transcript is spliced from 9 exons.